AUGCGCGAGCAAGGCCGCCGAGGGCGCCCUGUGUCACUUGGUGAUGCAGGCGCUGGUCAUGAAGACACUCGUGUCUUCACAGAGUACGAGCUCGGUGUCUCGUACUCUCCUGAUACGGAUGACGGAUCCGUAUCGACGGCGAUUGAAUCCAAGCCGCCUGCCAAGCGUGGCAUGGACGAUGCUUUGCGUCGCAGCAUCUUUGGUUCAUCUGAUGAAUCAGAUGAAUCAUCGCCGAAGCGAAGGCGCUCGAGGUCGCGAGACUCGGGCGCUAAUAGUGGUGUCGGUUCUCCUAUGGACACCACUUCACAGCGAGGUGCCAGUACUUCUGUCGGCACGUCGCAGGAAGAGCGGGACCGCAAUGUCUUGCGUCUCGCUCCCGAAAAGAAGGCAUGGAUGCCUCCAAAAUCCGUCAUGGUAUCACUUGUCGGCGACGACUAG
Peronospora matthiolae is the source of this 438-nucleotide messenger RNA. The record is from the annotation of a GenBank genome assembly. Lineage: Eukaryota; Oomycota; Peronosporomycetes; Peronosporales; Peronosporaceae.